AUGGUCUGGGGUACUGGACAUCAAUUGAAGGAGAAUGGAAAUCCUGGUCGCAUCUCGAAAGAAAACCGGGAUAGAAUAAAAAAUAGCCACGCGGAAGGACGCAGAUACACAUCUGAAGUAAAGAACCAUUUGAAAGGUGUCACUAAAAGUAAACCUUCGAAUGGAAAAAAGACGAAUGCCGUACCACAAGUGAAUCACAAAUACCGUACCACAAAUGGUAAUUCUCAUCCCAUACAUCUGUUUCCCAGCGGAGAAAGACUGAAGGAAUUGGACAUGGCAUACGAAGGAGCAAUGGAUCUUUUAAGGAUCCUUGAUGAAGAUGGUGUCAACAGAAGUAAAGGUCGAUCUAAACGCAAGUCAAACGCUAAAAGAGACAUGCAAAAUGAAGUUGACAUGGCGUAUGAAGGGGCCAUGCAACUAAUUGCAAAUAGAAGUUAUAGCCACAUUGCGUCCCGAGUUGGAAAUCAUGGCCCUAGUAAUCGAGGAGCUGAAGUAGGAGCGAACGACAGAAUAUACAAGAACAAAACACGGCGAGAAAAAAUAAAUCACAAACACAAGACAUCAAAGAGGAACAACGACGAACAGCACGAAAUCAUUGAUGCUGAUUCGCCCUUCCACCCAGCGUUCCAGAGUUGUCGAUCUGUAGACGAGUUCCAAUAUCUUUACAGAAUUGAUGAAGGAGCAUUUGGAACUAUCCAUGGAGCCAAGGACAGACGGACGGGGGAAAUGGUAGCCCUCAAACAACUUAAAAAAAUCAAUGAAACGGAAGGAUUCUCUAUCGCCGCUCAGAGAGAGCUUGGAAUACUGCUGAAGAUGCGGCAUCCCAACAUCGUCGCAGGCCGAGGAAUAGCGUCGAGUUCGGGAAAUGAGCAUGUGUUUAUAGUCAUGGAGCUCGUUGAUUACGACUUAAAAACUUUUAUGCAGACAAUGAAAGAAAACAAGCAAAUGUUUUCAGUCGAACAUGUAAAAUGCCUAAUGACGCAACUGCUAAGCGCUGUACAACAUCUGCACAACCAUCACGUGAUACAUCGCGAUCUCAAAACCCACAAUAUAUUAUUGUCAAACGAAGGUGUAUUAAAAGUGGCAGAUUUUGGGAUGGCCCGAGAAUAUGAAUUCUCUACUCGGCAAUAUACGCCGGACGUAGUUACGCGAUGGUACCGUGCGCCUGAACUACUGCUGCUUUCGAAAGAAUACUCCGCUCCUGUCGACAUGUGGAGUGUUGGAUGUAUAUUCGCUGAACUAACAACCUUGCGGCCACUAUUUCCCGGCAGAUGUGAGUUGGAUCAGAUAAUCAAAAUAUUUGUGGAUCUGGGAACGCCUUCAGACACGAUUUGGCCCGGUUACAGCGCAUUACCAAUGGUGAGAGACAUCGUGUUCAACGACUAUCCACCGGGCGGGUUGCGUAAAAAGAUAAGUCGCAAUCUGUUGUCUGAAGACGGGCUAUCUUUGCUGCAAGAUCUUUUAAUCUAUGAUCCUGCAAGAAGAACAACAGCAGCCGCUGCUUUAGAGCACCCAUACUUCAAAGAGCAGCCGGUGGCGAUGGAGCCGGCCAUGUUCCUGAAGUCGCCUGCUCGCUGA
This is a messenger RNA of Spodoptera littoralis (African cotton leafworm), 1578 nucleotides long. The record is from the annotation of a GenBank genome assembly. Lineage: Eukaryota; Metazoa; Arthropoda; Insecta; Lepidoptera; Noctuidae.